AUGCCCCGAAAUGGUCCAUGUACUAAUAUAACAUGUGAUAAUGAAAUCAAAGAAUUAUAUGAAUGUCAUUGUUGUUUACGUCUUGUUUGUUUAUAUCAUUUGAAUAAACAUGUUGAAAUAGAAAAAAAAUCUAAACAACGAUCAGACACUUUUCGUAAUGAAUUAAAUACAAUGGUAAAUACACUUCAAGAAAUUCUUGAAGAAAAACAAUUAACUAUUAAUCGUGAACAAAAUUUGAUUGAACAAACAAAACAAUUUCUUGAUGAACCCAAUAUUUCAAUCGAUGAACUACAAGGCAUUUUCGAAAAAAUUCAUCAAGCAAUAUUAACAAAUCAUUCGGAAAUCACGGUCAAAGUCGAACCAUCAUUAUCAGAAACUCAAUAUUGUUCAUGUGCUGGCAAAUAUAAUAAAGAAAAUAUGAAUCCAAAUGGUGGCGUAUUAUAUUUAGAGGAUACCAACCACGAUUUUAUUGAUCUUGUUUCAGAUGAUGAAACAACGAAAUCUAUUCAGGAUGAACAUGUAAAUGAAGAAAAAGUGAAACAUAAACGAAAAUCAUUCAAAAAAACUAUUGGUAAAUGUCCAUUAACAUUUGAUGGAGCAUAUGGUCUUACUAAAGCAAAUCAUUCUGUUGAAUUUUGUAAGCAUAAUACAACUCGUUUACUGACAUUACAUCUUCAUUUCAUGAACAAGCAUAAAUUAAAAAGUGCUCAUUCUCAACGCUUGAUACGAGCUGUUGUUGCCAAUCAAGAUCCUCGAAAAACAAAAUUAUUUCAUAGAAAUGAAAAUGUUAUUAAUUGUUUUGAUAACGUCCCAUGUCCUUUCUUUUCUUGA
Molecule: messenger RNA, 831 nt
Organism: Rotaria sp. Silwood2
Lineage: Eukaryota; Metazoa; Rotifera; Eurotatoria; Philodinida; Philodinidae
Source: the annotation of a GenBank genome assembly